Molecule: messenger RNA, 645 nt
Organism: Orbilia oligospora ATCC 24927
Lineage: Eukaryota; Fungi; Ascomycota; Orbiliomycetes; Orbiliales; Orbiliaceae
Exons: 2
Coding region: 1-645 (214 amino acids)
Source: RefSeq, a predicted model, not a curated record
AUGGAUGCCCCUUCAACCCCAGCCAGCCAGGUUCUUGACGAAACCGACCCUUCAAAGCAAGAAGAAUUCUCCCCUGAAGAUGACCGUCUCUUUCUCUCUCUAGAAAACUACUGCUGGGAGGAUGAUCCGGAGUUCCAGUCCGGCCUUACCCAAAUUCUAUCUACGACUACAGACCCAGUACAAGUCCGACAUCUCACCCGACAGGCCAAAUGCUUCUUCUACUCCCGCAAAAUCUCCCGUCCUAUCUCCUUCCCUAUCUACAGCGCUUGGCUGGACCGUGAGGAGAACUCAGCGCCCAGAUGCCGCUCUCCAUCUUGUGAAGUUGGCCCACCGCUCGACCCCACACCGAUAGAGUCAGGGAGUAAGAGUAACCCCAGUAUCCCAUCCGAUACUCCAACAGAUAGUACUGCAGGGGACCCAAACGGAGAUGAUAAAACACCAUAUCCAACUUCUUUUGCACAGAUUGUGGAAUUGAUCACAUCCGGCAAGCCAAUUCCUGGUAUCAGGGAAAUCCCAAACACCCUCAACGCUGCUCCGCCGACUCAGAAUAGUGCACAGCAGAGAAGGAAACCAUGGGAGGUCGUAGCCACCCCAGAAGGUGGUGUUGAUAGCUUACCUAGCCCUGCACCCACCCCUGAGUCGUAG